AUGGCUGCUGCCAAGAAGCUGAUGGCUUCUGGGCGACUGCAGGUAGGCUGGGUCAUGACGAAGGUGGUGCUGCUGGCCGCGAGACCAACACGGUGCUACCGAUGUCUUGACACCGGCCACUUGGCGCCGAACUGCCAGUCCCUGGUGGACCGUAGCGGGAAUUGCUUUCGCUGCGGUAAGCCGGGGCACAAGGCCACCGACUGCGCGGAGAAGCUCAGAUGCUUUCUAUGCGUCGAGCUCGGCAAAGAGAGCAACUACGUGCUGGGGUCUAACGGCUGCAUCACAGUAGCCAGCAAGUCGCCCGGCACGAAGAACAAGCGCAAGGCAAGGCUUAGCCGCGUAAGCGGUCUGGAGCCGAUAAGGCCGGGGCCAGUGAAAUCGCCCCCGCCAUGGAGAUUGAAUCCUAGACCGUUGAUCGGGGGAUCACCGCCCACAAAACAUUGA
Messenger RNA from Aricia agestis (brown argus), 444 nucleotides. RefSeq names its product DNA-binding protein HEXBP-like. The record is from RefSeq and is a predicted model, not a curated record. The transcript has a single exon. NCBI's taxonomy places the organism in Eukaryota, Metazoa, Arthropoda, Insecta, Lepidoptera, Lycaenidae. Gene Ontology annotation, molecular function: zinc ion binding; nucleic acid binding. Bases 1 to 444 code for a protein of 147 amino acids.